Molecule: messenger RNA, 6345 nt
Organism: Anolis carolinensis (green anole)
Lineage: Eukaryota; Metazoa; Chordata; Lepidosauria; Squamata; Anolidae
Gene: oprl1
Product: opioid related nociceptin receptor 1
Exons: 4
Coding region: 776-1876 (366 amino acids)
Biological process (GO): sensory perception of pain; neuropeptide signaling pathway
Cellular component (GO): plasma membrane; neuron projection
Molecular function (GO): nociceptin receptor activity; neuropeptide binding
Source: RefSeq, a predicted model, not a curated record
AUGGCACCAUUACAAGUAUUGCAGAGGCUGACUAGUCAAUAAGAGAUUACAUCUUCUCUCCAGCUCCUCCUCUUCUAUCCCACCCAAGAAAUACUUCCCCAACUUUGCUCUGCUGUGUAAACUGUUCAAAGAUGAUGUCAUAGCUACUCCACUUCUCAAAGGGGCCAGGGCACGGAAACCAAGGCGCAGGAGGGGAAGAGAGCAACAGAAAAGCUCUCCCCUUUGUCACAAUUCUUGCCUUCCCAUUCCCCACAGGUGUUUGAUGCUUCAGACAAAUUGGGCUGGCUUGGAACGGCAGUUCAAACUACCUGCGCCGAAAGAGCACUUUGCAUUGUAUCUGAUUUUUUUUUAUGACUAGCAAGUAGCAAGCUCAGCUUCCCUAUGCUCUUCCCCCUCCUCCACUCCCACUUAGGUUAAGAGCAUACGUGUGUGUGAGUGUAUGCAGUGCGUGUGUUCCUCUUCUUGGCAUACCCCCACCCCCUUUCUCCCCUGCAAGUUGGAAUUUUCUUCUUCCGCAUCACAUCCAAAUCUCUGCUAAAGCAUUGGUUCCUCAGAGCCAGAGAAAAGCAGCCAGAGAGAGAGAGAGAGCAAGAGAGACGGAGAGAAAAAAAAACCCACUCUCCUUUUGAUGUGCUUUGUCUUGGUCGGUUCUCAGCUGCUGGACAUCAUGCGUGGACCACGGCAUUGCUGAAAAGACUGUCAGAGGACCUGCAAUUUCCAACGAGAAACCUACAUCCAGACUGAGCUUGGUUACCCCAGUCUUGCCACAACUAAGAUGGAUCCGCUUUUCCACACCCAAGCUGGAGACCUUCUUUACAUGCGGAGGCUGGUCAAUGACUCAUCCCUGUGGAACAUCACCUUCGGCGACUGGUUUCACAAUGGGACAACUGACGGCUUCUUGCCCAUGGGCAUCAAGGUCACCAUCGUGAUUGUCUACUCCAUAGUGUGCAUCGUGGGGCUGGUGGGCAACUGUUCCGUCAUGUAUGUGAUCAUCAGAUUCACCAAGAUGAAGACAGCAACCAACAUCUACAUCUUUAACCUGGCUCUGGCUGAUACCUUGUGCCUAAUGACCUUACCUUUCCAAGGCACCGAUACCUUCUUGGGCUCCUGGCCAUUUGGAAAUGCCCUCUGCAAGAUUGCCAUCUCCAUUGACUACUACAACAUGUUCACCAGUACUUUCACACUGACCAUGAUGAGUGUGGAUCGCUAUAUUGCCAUCUGCCACCCCAUCAAAGCCUUGGACAUCCGUACGCCCCACAAAGCUAAACUUGUCAACAUUUGCAUUUGGGCCUUGGCCUCGGUCUUUGGGAUCCCUGUGAUGGUAAUGGGAUCGACUGAGAAUGAAAAUGAUGAGAUUGACUGCCUGAUCAGACUCCCUGAACCAGUGGAAUAUUGGGAUCCCAUCUUUGGAAUCUGCAUAUUUCUCUUCUCCUUUAUGAUCCCUGUCAUGGUCAUCACAAUUUGCUACAGCCUCAUGAUCAGGCGCUUGAAGAAUGUCCGUGUUCUUUCUGGAUCCAAGGAGAAGGACCGAAAUCUCCGGCGCAUUGCUCGCCUAGUCCUGGUGGUGGUGGCCGUCUUUGUCAUCUGCUGGACCCCCGUCCACAUCUUUGUCCUGGUCCGGUGCCUGGGAGCCAAGGCAGACAAUGAGGUCAAGUUAGCCAUCUUGUACUUCUGCACUGCCCUGGGUUACACCAACAGCUGCCUGAACCCCGUGCUCUAUGCUUUCUUAGAUGAGAACUUUAAGACCUGCUUCAAGAAGUUCUGCUUCCCAUCUGCCUUUAGGAAAGAGCUCCAGAUGUCCAACCGGAUGUGCAGCAUUGCCAAGGAUGUGGCUUAUGCUUGCAAGAAUUCAGAUGGGACUAACAAUCCGGCAUGACUAGGCGUGGAAAUUCCGAUGGUGCCGGUCAGCCAACAGAGCCCAACGACGCCCACGUCGGAGCUAACUCAGAUAACAGCCCUUUAAAGUACAAAUAUUUUUGAUCCAGGGCUAGAGACUCACCAUGAGUUGGGAGGAGGAACAUAUUGGAACAUUCCUCCCCCCGAGAUAAUAAAGAAGUGAGGCAUUUUGAAUAUCAGAAUGUAAUACCUCUUUCUCUUUAAGGGCCGAAUUUUCAAUUGACUCUUGGAUUCCACAAGGCCACGAUCAUGUUGGCUUUGAGCAUGCCACAUAAAUACAAAGGAUUUUGGAAUGAAAGAGGUUUAAUGUGCAUCCUGGCUAUUGUAGGUUUCUUUGUUGCUGCCACAGCAGUUGGAAAGUGAAAGACACAGAGAGACAGUAUUCUUUGCUACUGCAACUUGAAUUGCUUCAAUGGCUCAUCAGACAAUUGUAUACUGAGAAAGCUUUGUAGUGAGAUUUUCAAUGAGUUCAAGGUUCGAGUUUAUGGGAGCUGAAGUCCAGAAUGGCAUGAAGAGCAUAACAGAAAAGAUUAUUUACAACUAAAUGAGCUAUUCAAUUCUGUGCAUUUCAGUGUCUGAAUACUGGGAGCUUAGAAGGAUGUCUUCAUGCUUUGUUUUAAUGCUUUGAACCUUUGGUGGAUGAGUGCAGCAGAAUGGAAUCGAGACCUAUGGUGAUGAAGCAGAGUUGUGGAAAUGUAAUACAUAUUUCCAAUUAUACCAAUUUCUUCAUUUUACCUAAGAACACUCUAAAGUGGGCUGCCAAAUACAGAGAUAAUGAUGACAAAUAUGUACCAUCUUGAGCAACGCACAUCUGAAAGGGUUUUUUUUUUACUCUUAAUAAUGCAACAUAGCAGCUAUUGUAGCCACAGGUAAGAAUGGACAAGGAUAACAAUCAAGAGGCAAAAUUCAAGCAUAUGAAAAGUCAGUUCAAGUAAUGACUUAAAAAGCAGGUUUUAAUAAUAAUAAUGAUAAUAAUGAUAAUAAUAAUAAUAUGAAUUCCCUGCCCACUUCUGAAUUCCCUUUACACACAUAUAUAUAUAUAUAUAUACCGUAUAUCUAAGCCCAAUUGCCCUCUCCUGUUGCAUUGUGAAUUCUGGCCUGGUCUCCUGAUGGAAACUAGAAAUGAAGCAUAUUGUCAGUUAAGACAAUUCCAGUGUCCAUUGCAUAUCUACAAGGGUAUUUCAGAUCCAUUAUAGCAGGGGGUGGGAAGUCUAAAACUGCUGAGUUGACUUACGAGAACUCAUCCUUGGUGGUGACUUUUCCCUAUGGCCAAACUCCAAUGGUUGAUAUGUCCCAGUGUGUAAGGAUUCCAUGUAGCUAAAAUCACAGCCUCCUUGUAUAAAAGAAUACACUCUUUAGCUUCGUUUUAAUGGCAUUGCAGUAGAAAUGGAAGGAAGGCGAUUGACCUUCACCCAAAAGGGACAGGAUGAAACUUGUCUUACUGAUCAAUGCAGUUUCCAGCACUCUAUACAUGUGUAAUUUCUCCCUCCAUAUGGUCCUGCCAACAGAGUUUGGAAAAUGCAGACAGUGGCCAUGCUUGCCGAGGAAUUGUAGUCCAUUCCUUUUGUUCCAAGCUCUGCCUCAUGAAUAUAUGAAUUAAUGGCAUCUCAGAGAAACCUCUAGUGGGGUCAGCCAAAUCACUUUUGUUUUUUUUAUUGUUAUUAAUAACUUAAAUGAUUCAUGAUGGACUUCUGCCAAGAAAGGAGCCCAAUUAGUGGGGAGUUCCAUGAGGACAGGCUGUUGGCCAACUAUAUCCUUCACAUAAGAGUGGGUUGGUGUUUCCAUUCCCAAGAAAGCAUCUAUGUUGCGUGUUAUAAAAAGGCUUUGUGCCUUGACUAUGCCCAACAUAUCAUUGACUGAUAAAUGCACAGAGAUAUUAUCAUUCCUUCGUGUUGUUCAGAGGUUGACCACUUACAAUCCAACCUCAGCAGCCACCACUGUAUCUGCUUAACCGUUCUUCACCAAAAUACACAUUUCUGCUCCGAAUGACUUGCUCCAAUCCUGUUGAAACCCAGCCUUGUUUCUCCUAAGAAGACCUAGUAAUUUUUUUUGCAUGGUAAAACAUGUGCCUCUGGAACUCUACAGGAGAAUUAGAGCUGGAGGAAGCUCAAAAUGGAAAGCAGCGGCCAGAGAAAGGAUGAAGCAGACCCCUUUCACGUCUCUGCUUCUCUGCUCAAACCUAGUGUUUGCCAUUGCUGCUUUUCAUUCAAAAAGGAGGCCAUUGGAGCCUUGUUAAAUGUUUUGUUGUGUAAUAUACAGCUCGGUCUUUAGUGUGCCUGAAAAAACAUUGAAUAUUUCCUUUCUGUGCCUGCAAGAACAAAACAAAAAAGGAUUUUAAAAACAGAAAAAUGAGAAACUGGGCUCAAACUACAAGAACACUGAUCUCGCAGAACUGAAUCCAAACAGAAAGAAGGAACUGUGCCUACUCCUUCUUACUGCUGAUUGUACAGAACUCCUUAUGGAAGUAUUUCUUGUAAGCGGUUUGAUGAAAUUGUGUAUUUUUUCAUGUGUUGAUCUGCUGGAUGUCGGAAUGCUUCCUAUCCACUGUAUGACUAUAAGCUGCCGUGUUUCUAUGUUUUGUAGGUUUUGUCUCUUAUAGUAGGGCUUUGGGAACUAUGGACUGCACCACAAGUUUGAAUACUUGCUGUUCACAGGGGCUUUUGCGUCAAAGCUACAUUUUCUUAGCCCUUGUUUUGAAAAUAGCUGGGGGGGGGGCUGCGGAGGGGGGGAUUUUUGCCAGAUGGCUGGGAAGCUGCUAAUGUUUCUUUUUAAGUAGGAAAACAAAAGGAAGAUGUAACAAGUAUGUUGUAUUGAUGAGUUAUUCCCAAUCCAUUUCAUGACCACAUAGUAGGAUACUGCUCCCCCGCCCCGGCCUGGCACCAUUGAUGUGUCCAUCAGUGAGAUGGACACAUUCAAAUGAAGUUAGUUGAACAUAGGCCCGUUAUUAAAUCAACAGGAUGAGGGCAAGUCAAGGCAUCAAUCCCAUAGAAUUCCACCCACACUAACCUGAAUCACUUUGCUCAAUCCCAACUAAUGGAGCACCAUUGAAUCAACUCAUGAAUAAUGAGUUAACGCAUAGGGGAAAGUCAUUGGUUUAAAUCUAAUUGGCUUAACUUUGCAACAUAAUUUAGAUCCUUUAUGAGAUAAAGGCAUCCUCUGUCAUCAUCAUUAUUAUGGUCCCCCAUACCCACUGAACAUACUGUAGAAAUAGGAAUAAUGAAAUCUGUUGAAAUAAAUUACUUCUUCUAGAAGUUAUAAUAAAGUCUCACUGGAGGACCUAGGAAAUUAAAUAGUUGAGCUCUAAAAUAGAAAACACAUACCUAAAAAACGAUCAGUUCUGAGACAGCUCCUGGUCUAGAAAGAUCUCCACCUGACAAUGUAAGUUUCGGGAGGAGGAAACCAGCCUUGGAGAAGCAACCUCAGACAAAGCCUACUCCAGAAUUCCCACCAAAUGUUCCCAUGAAGGUGGUCUAGAUGCAGUCUUGCACUGCUAUUUGAACCCUCUUGUGUGUCCACAGUAUCUGGUGCCUCCUGUUUAGCCAAGUUGCUGUUGGCUUUGGAUGAAAGAGUGUCUAAGGGUUUAACCCUAUCCACUAAACAGGCUCACACCCUUGGAGAGCUCAGAAUAAAAAUUCAGAAUAAAUUUGGGCACAGAUCCAAUGCUGCACUGAUGUGGAAAUCUCAAGUUCCACUCCAGAGAGUUCAGAAGGUCUUUGAAUGUUUUCAUAAAUUUUAAACCCAUUUCCCCCAAAGAAGUUAAGGUAAAAUGCCUACAUAAUUAUCCAGUCACAUUUCUCAACCCAGAAUUUCUAAAGUUUUAAGAAGUUUGUGUGCUGAUAGAUGGAAGGCUGGAUCUGCAGAUUGUUCUUUUAAGAGCCCAAUUUCUCAGUAGUGACACGAGACUCUAAUUGUCUCGAAGCAGACAGAACAAAGCACCCAAAUCAUAAUCCACCCACCAGCUGACUUGGGUGGAUCGUUGCAGAAAUUAGGUAUUAUGCAUGGGAUUGCUCUAUCCAUCAGACACCCGCCCACCAGCCUAACAGCACCCUCUUGAGAUUCAUACACACACAUACAUUUCCUGUACAUUCAACUCAUUUUUUAUUUAAGAAACUGCUAUAAUUCUUCAGUUUAGAUACAGCUUUAAGCAGACUCCCUUUUCCUUUCCCAUCCCCAUCCCCUUCACCUUCUCUCUCCUUCCUUCCAUCCAUCUUUUCUAGGGCAGCAGGUUCAAGAAGAAAGAGAAAUAUAUAGCUUUAUUGCUCUGUGCCUAUGGAAUUAAAUGGCCCAUGAUUGGCUGGCUGGUUGAAACACAAUCUUCUUAAUUAUCUACUGAAAUGUCUGUGAUGAUAGUAUACUAUGAUUGAGCUUUAUGACUCUUGCUGUGCAAAACAGCUAUUUUGCUAGGCAGCUAUUUGUGCUUUAGGAAGAAUAAAGUUCUGCACUUGGCAA